UCUUUACCUUCGCUACCAACCUUCUCAUUCACUUCAUUCUUCUUUUUUUUCCAUUCAUUUCAGAGAUUUGUGCUAGUCACAUUCAUUCUUUAAACCAGUCCUUCUUUUUGCUGCGCAAAUCCUCGAAGCCACUUCAUAACAACAUGCGUUUCUCAUACUCGACCAUUGCCACUUUGGCACUUGUUCUCACGGCUGAGGCAGCGCCUCCAUUCGGACGACCGAGGGAACAUAAGGGUAACCGUCCCGAACUACCAGGCUCUCGUCCUCUUCCCCCUUGGCUUCCAAGCGGAAUGCCGACUGGCGGUGCUCCAUUUCCCAAUCCAACUGGAGGACUUCCCAGUCGCUUCCCGACUGAUGCAGCGCCAUUCCCUGGCCCUACUGGACUGCCCCCGCAGCAGCCUGGAUUGCCAGGAACUGGUGCACCUGGUCUACCUAUCCCUCCUUCGGGCCUCCCUCAGCCUCCUUCAGGUCUCCCAGUACCUCCUUCAGGUGCCCCUGAAGCCCCUGCUCUUGCUCCCACAGGUGCUCCUGGAGAUGCAGUCUCCUCUAUCGAGUUCGAAUUUCCUAGCUCCAUUGCCGUAGCCCAGCGUGCGAAGGCAACGGAUGAGGAAACCAAGGAAGCUACUGCCACCAGCACCCUCGCUAAAUCAACUGGAAACACCAAAGCCCCUACAGGGUUCUCCACUGUUGCUUCUGUAGCCACAUCAGCCGUUCCUUCGGGAGAUGCUUCCUCUGUUUCCUCUGUAGUCGCCUCCACUGAUGCCUCUGCUGCUCCCUCCAGUGCCCCGUCCAGCGUACCAUCUACUCCCCCUUCUACCGGUGGCGGCAAGGCCAGCUCCACUUUCCCCGAGGCUGCUGGCGAGUCGACGCUCGCUGAACCUAUGUCAGUCACUGGCGAGUUUGAUGGAGGAAUGACACGUUUCGGUCGAGGUGUGACUUGCGGUGGACAGAGCGAGGGAGGUGAUUCUGACGCUGUUUUCCUUCUCGAGGACGGCGCUACCCUCAAGAACGUCAUCAUCGGCGCUGAUCAGUCUGAAGGAGUCCACUGCCUUGGUUCCUGCACGAUUGAGAACGUCUGGUGGGAAGCCGUCUGCGAGGAUGCCUUAACACUCAAGCAGGAUUCCGGUACCUCUAAGGUGAUCGGUGGAGGAGCCAAGGGCGCUUCCGACAAGGUCGUCCAGCACAACGGCGGCGGAACUGUCGCCAUCUCCAACUUCUACGUCUCUGACUUCGGCAAGCUCUACCGAUCCUGCGGAAACUGCAAGACCAUGUUCGAGCGACAUGUGACUCUCGAUGGUGUUCUUGCUGAGGGUGGAACUUCCACUGCUGUUGGUAUCAACACGAACUUCGGUGACACUGCGACCAUCACCAACUCCUGCAUCAAAGCUAAGGAGAUCUGCACCGAGUUUGAAGGCAACGACACUGGUGCUGAACCAAAGAAGAUUAGCAGUGGACCAAGCUCCUCUUGCAUCUUCACUGAUGCCGACGUCAAUGCUUGCUAAACGAUAAGGACUUUCAGAGCCCGAAUGCAAACUCACAAGGAUGUCCAUAAGCGGUUGGAAAAAUAAGUCUCUCAUUUCAAGAGUCUUUGUAGCGACACUUUUACGUCGCAGUGUUAUGUAUAUAUAUUUUAUAUUCGAUUCAUUCUUUAGGUAGUGAAUGCGGUCUUCCAAUAUAAC
Messenger RNA from Aaosphaeria arxii CBS 175.79, 1679 nucleotides. Its product is annotated as polysaccharide lyase family 3 protein. The record is from RefSeq and is a predicted model, not a curated record. The transcript has a single exon. Gene Ontology annotation, biological process: pectin catabolic process. Gene Ontology annotation, cellular component: extracellular region. Gene Ontology annotation, molecular function: pectate lyase activity. NCBI's taxonomy places the organism in Eukaryota, Fungi, Ascomycota, Dothideomycetes, Pleosporales. The coding region runs from base 144 to 1502 and encodes 452 amino acids.